UGAUGACCUCACACGCCUACGGUCUGUAAUGUAAAGGUCGCAUCGUUGAUUUCCUGUCAGGCUCCAUUCUUGGUGUUUCCGUGUGCCUUUUAGCUUCACCUCUCUACGAUUUGUUUCGUUUCGCAUUUUUUCUUUCUGUAUUUUGCAUUCUGCAUAACUUUCUUUUCAUUGUGCAAAAGAAAGCAAAGACCCCUUUUCGUCGAUUCAAAGACGAUACGAAUACUCUAAAACCUUAGGGCGACAGAAAUUGGCUUUCAAGCAUCGUACUCAUUUCGUUCCUUCCAAACGGCCUGCUGUCAAACCAGAUCCAGCUUAGUGCCAGCGUUUCAACCAUCCCAUCACUGAAAAUUGUCAAUACAUUCGCUACAAGCCCAGUACGCCAACGGCGCGAACCAGAACGUCACAUAAACAGCCAAAAAAAAGUCGACAGCCUCAGUUAUAUUGACUUUUGGGCAACGCAUCCCUCGCAAACAUGGUGUGGGAGGACAUUGAGUUCGACGCUGAUAAGGUGCCGGGCAUCAAGCUGGCCUUGCACAUUGCCCAAAUCGUCUUUGCUGUCAUCGCCUGGGUCCUAGAGAUCAUCGUCUUCCGUGCAGAAGGCUCAGUAAUCAACGGCAAUGUUGGCUGGACAUUCGCAGUGUUUUUCCUCUCGAUACCAGCAUGGAUCUACCUCAUAGGGGCGCCCAGGGCCCCACGAACACGACACCUGGCCGAGCCCCAUGUCAUGAUCGGAGUCGACUCCAUCUACACCAUCAUCUGGCUCUCGGCAUUUUCCACGCAGGCGGCGUACAACACGGCUAACCUGUGCGGCACCGCCUGCGGCCAGAGCAAGGCCAUCGUUGGCUUGGGCUUCUUUGUCUGUCUCUUCUUCGCCGGGUCGACAUUUUUCAGCAUCUACAGCCUCAAGUACUACCAGUUCCACGGCAAGCUCCCGGGUUACGACCGUAUUGGUGGCGGCGGCACCUCGCAGAACAUCGAUCCCGACAAGGCCGCGUUCUCCAUGGCACCCCACGGCGACGAUGCCUACGCCCCUAUCCAUGGUGAUGACCACGACCAGCACCACCCUCUCGACCCGGGCCGCGACGACAUCGAGACCGGCCCUGGAGCGUACAGCAGCACCAGCUACGGCGGCGCGGCUAGCCAACAACAGAGCUACAGCUCCGGACAUGGCAGGACCGGCAGUGCGUACGGCGGUAGGACGGCCAGCCCCUACAAUGACGACUCAUACGGACGGCAGCCGCAGCCCGUCGCUGGUCAGGCCAACCCGUUCGAGCAGGGCAGGCGCGAGAACAGCCCCUUCGGUGACCACGCUGGCUACACCCCUCCUGUUGGCGGACCUUCGCCCGGUCCCGGCGCCCUUGGUCCUUCCGGACAAAGCAUGUAUGCCCCGCCGGCUGCGGCGCAUGACCCCUACGACGACAGGCCAGCUCAGUUCCCCGCUGCGCCGUACGACAGGACUAUGCACUAGACAAAAGCUGCCAAGGUCUAGGGACGGCAGGCCACAUCUAUUUUGUCGUUGCAAGUCUCAGCUUGUCAGGGGCUGAGAUUUUAUUGGAUCUCGAUUGUUCAGUUUUCGAUCAAGUCGGACAUAUCUCCAACGUCGGGAGUCAGGAAUCUGGACCGACUUGCUCAAGUCUGUUGCUAAUAUGAAGCAUUAUGGGAUUGCCAUAAAAAUCGAUGUGAAUAAGGGACGGCUGGUAUUAUUUUGUACGGUUACGAGAGGUAAUUGGAAACCUCUGGAAAUGAUCCGCCGAUGCAUACCUACAUAGCAGGGCAUGGGCGUAUGGAAUGGUGUUAAUAGGCGUCUACUACUCUUUUUAUUUGUUUGAAGAUUCUUUGCAUCGAAGUCGUCGUACUUUUUAUAAACCUUUACAUGGAG
Messenger RNA from Pyricularia oryzae 70-15, 1879 nucleotides. RefSeq lists its product as uncharacterized. Lineage: Eukaryota; Fungi; Ascomycota; Sordariomycetes; Magnaporthales; Pyriculariaceae. The coding region runs from base 473 to 1468 and encodes 331 amino acids. The transcript has 2 exons. The record is from RefSeq and is a predicted model, not a curated record. Gene Ontology annotation, cellular component: membrane.